UGUAGCGGCACCAUGGGCACGGUGUUGUCCCUGUCGCCCAGCUACCGGAAGGCCACCCUCUUUGAGGAUGGCUCCGCGACGGUGGGCCAUUACACCGCCGUCCAGAACAGCAAGAAUGCCAAGGACAAGAGCCUCAAGCGCCACUCCAUCAUCUCGGUGCUGCCCUGGAAACGCAUCGUGGCCGUGUCGGCCAAGAAGAAGAACUCCAAGAAGGUGCAGCCGAAUGCCAGUUACCAGAACAACGUCACCCACCUCAACAACGAGAAUCUGAAGAAGUCCCUCUCCUGCGCCAACCUCUCCACCUUUGCGCAGCCCCCGAAUGCUCAGCCGACAGCCCCCAGCAACCAGGUCUCUAACUCCAAGAGCACCCUCUCCUCCAUCAAGAAGACCCCCCACCCCAACUCCAACUCCGCCGGCACCCCCAAGAGGGUCAUUGUCCAGGCCUCGACCAGCGAGCUCCUCCGCUGCCUGGGGGAGUUCCUCUGCCGGCGCUGCUACCGGCUGAAGCACCUCUCCCCCACCGACCCGGUCCUGUGGCUCCGGAGCGUCGACCGGUCCCUCCUUCUGCAAGGCUGGCAAGACCAAGGCUUCAUCACCCCGGCCAACGUGGUCUUCCUGUACAUGCUUUGCCGGGACGUCAUCUCCUCUGAAGUUGCGACAGACCAUGAACUUCAAGCCGUCUUACUCACCUGUCUCUAUCUCUCCUAUUCCUACAUGGGCAACGAGAUCUCCUACCCUCUCAAGCCUUUCCUGGUGGAGAGCUGUAAGGAGGCCUUUUGGGAUCGCUGCUUGUCCAUCAUUAACCUCAUGAGUCCCAAAAUGUUGCAGAUCAACGCCGAUCCGCAUUAUUUCACCCAGGUCUUUGCCGACCUGAAGAAUGAGAGUAGCCAGGAAGAGAAGAACCGGCUGCUCAUCGGCCUGGACCGGUGAGCUCCUC
This is a messenger RNA of Euleptes europaea (tarantolino), 937 nucleotides long. RefSeq names its product cyclin dependent kinase 5 regulatory subunit 1 (gene CDK5R1). The transcript has a single exon. The coding region runs from base 13 to 930 and encodes 305 amino acids. Gene Ontology annotation, cellular component: protein kinase 5 complex; cytoplasm. The record is from RefSeq and is a predicted model, not a curated record. Lineage: Eukaryota; Metazoa; Chordata; Lepidosauria; Squamata; Sphaerodactylidae. Gene Ontology annotation, biological process: activation of protein kinase activity; brain development; positive regulation of cyclin-dependent protein serine/threonine kinase activity. Gene Ontology annotation, molecular function: protein kinase binding; cyclin-dependent protein serine/threonine kinase activator activity.